Messenger RNA from Cervus elaphus (red deer), 1428 nucleotides. It is a transcript of the gene CD3E, whose product is annotated as CD3e molecule. The record is from RefSeq and is a predicted model, not a curated record. The transcript has 8 exons. Gene Ontology annotation, cellular component: alpha-beta T cell receptor complex; external side of plasma membrane; membrane. NCBI's taxonomy places the organism in Eukaryota, Metazoa, Chordata, Mammalia, Artiodactyla, Cervidae. Gene Ontology annotation, molecular function: transmembrane signaling receptor activity. Gene Ontology annotation, biological process: positive thymic T cell selection; cell surface receptor signaling pathway. The coding region runs from base 203 to 781 and encodes 192 amino acids.
CCCAACUCUCCCCAGCCAACCCAGGUGGCUGCCUCCGUCUCAAACGUAGAACCCUUCAGGCCCAGAGGCCCCUCCACACUUCCUGUGUGGGGUUCAGAAACCCGCCUCCCCUCCCAGCCAAAGGUGCCUGCUUCGGAAAAUGAAGUUGUGAGCCAACUGGCCUCCGCCAUCUUAGGUAGAGUGAGUGUCCAGUGAGGGAAGGAUGCAGUCGGGGAAUCUCUGGCGAGUUCUGGGACUCUGCCUCUUAUUAGUUGGUGCUUGGGCACAAGAUAAUACUGAAGAGAAACCAUAUGAAGUCUCCAUCUCUGGAAACACUGUUGAGCUGACGUGCCCUCUAGAGCCUGAAAGUGGAGUAAAAUGGAAAAAAAGUGAUGAACUAAUACCCAAAGGUGAUGGGAAACAGCUGUUACUGGAAAAUUUUUCAGAAAUGGAAAACAGUGGUUAUUAUCAGUGCUACAUAACCGAAGGCAGCACAGAGAUGGCACAUAAGCUGUACCUGAAAGCAAGAGUGUGUGAGAACUGCAUGGAGGUGGAUCUGAUGGUGGUGGUCACAAUCAUCGUGGUUGACAUCUGUGUCACUCUGGGCUUGCUGCUGCUGGUGUAUUACUGGAGCAAGAGCCGAAAGGCCAAGGCCACGCCUAUGACGAGAGGAGCGGGCGCUGGCGGCAGGCCCCGGGGACAGAACAGGGAGAGACCACCCCCUGUACCCAAUCCAGACUAUGAGCCCAUCCGGAAAGGCCAGCGGGACCUGUAUGCUGGCCUGAAUCAGAGAGGCGUCUGACAACUCCUGAUGCCAUCUCCCAUUGACCCAGGUCUGACUCCUCUCCAGGCCUGCCACGCCCUGUUUGUUCCCUGGGCAAAUCCUGGACCCCCAGGAGAACUGUUCCUCUGCCUUGUGGGGAGCUUCCACCCUCAGCCUUGUCCCCAGCGGCCUCCUUCCUGCCUUCUCUGCUGGCGCCCAGUCCAGGGAUGCUGCUGCUUUAUUAUCCUUUGAAACAUCAUAGCUACUCACCCCUUCACACCUGGCCGGCCUUCUUGUCGGGAUAUUUAUUUCCAUUCUUCACGCCGCCCUGCCCCCAUUCGUUCCUUCCCCAGUGGAUAUUACUAUUCCCCUUGGUUCCCUCUUUCUACAUAGCAACUGCCCCAUAGUUGGUUCCCUCUUUCUACGUAGAAACUGCCCCAACCCUAACUAUUCCACCCACCUUUCUCUGUUUCUAGCUCUCUUUUUGGAAACCCUUGGUGGGAAUGGACUGGGUAAAUGCUGGCAGAGGUCCUGCCCUGUUCACAGACCCCAACCCAGAGCUCGCUCUGUGCCCCCUCCCUCCCUGUCUCCACUGCAGACUCCUAGAUGGUCAUUUGUAGCUCCAUGAAUGUGCUAAAUUCCUUGUCAGCUGAGAAAGAAAAGAAAUAAACUGUAUUUGGCUGAAA